Molecule: messenger RNA, 3366 nt
Organism: Trichoderma breve
Lineage: Eukaryota; Fungi; Ascomycota; Sordariomycetes; Hypocreales; Hypocreaceae
Product: ATPase family associated with various cellular activities (AAA) domain-containing protein
Exons: 7
Coding region: 1-3366 (1121 amino acids)
Molecular function (GO): ATP hydrolysis activity; ATP binding
Source: RefSeq, a predicted model, not a curated record
AUGGCAGAAACCCCAGUCACACAUGCCUCUGGUCAGGCUAACGGGGACCAAGGAAACAUGGAACAGUUAUUGCUCAAACUGCAACAAAGACUCAAUACUGUAGAAGAAGAUGCUAAGCGUGAGAAGCGCGAUAGGGAGCGACUUGAAAAGCAAAUGCUGGGAUUCGUUGAGGAAAUCGCAAACGAAGAGGGGCCCGGCCUUUUAUCUUCGCUAACACUGAUGCAAGAGAGGACAGAGACCCUCAUAAAUAAAGGCAACACUUCAUAUAAUUCUUGGCGUAAAUUGAGAAGCCUAAGGACAAAGCUUCGGGAUAUCGAAGAGGAAGAAAAGACCAAAGAGACAAUGACCAAGAAAGAAAUGGAGUGGGCUACAUAUUUCGACGUAUUGAAAACUCAGCUUCAAGAUGCGCGACCCGGAGCGCACAUUCCGACAUUGGAAGAGGUUAAUGGAAUCAAAACAGAAGAUUCAGAUGCUGAAGACGAUCCGGAUAAGGCCACGCCGAAUGUAGUGCAGGUGGAAGUGAGUCCAAUGGAUUGGAGCAGUUUUAAAUUCCAGGGUCAUCACGGAGACCAAAACAGAGAUCAUUUCAUCAUUGAAGUCCUCACGGAAGAACCUUCAAUCACUUACGACGGCUAUAACAAUCCCUGGUUCAUGCGCUACGCGGAAAAAUCGCAAAACCCAGCAAUAAGCGCAGGCGGAAAAGAGCAAAAAGUCUCGUCGUGGGCUGACAUCGCCAACAACGUUACCCGAGGCAAACAACUUGUGCCAGAGCGAAUUCGAAUCAGAUCGCAGAGCAUUAUAAAGAUAUUCAACAACAUAUUCAAGAAUAAAGCCAAGGAUUAUCGCAUGAACAGCGCUCUUGUCAUGAUUCGCCCUUUCCGAGCACUCGUCUAUUACAACCAGGAAAUUCAAGACCAAGAGGAACCAAAAUCUGGCACUGAAGGCAAUGAAGCAACCGAGGAGGAUGAGUUUACAAACUCGCUGACGGCAUACCAGCAUAUGAGCUGCCUCAUCGACUUUAUGGAUAACACAAUCCAGGCCAAGAUCAAUUAUCUGUCAGAAACUCAGCCUCGCACCAUUUCCUUCAACCACCUAUGGUACCUCUUCAAGCCAGGAGAUGACGUCGUAGCACAGGGCCGACGACAAGCCUACCGAGUCAUAAGCAUCACCAGCACGGGACACAAAGUCACUCCUCCCUGGCGUGCCUGGAGGAAAGACGAAAGCGAACCGGCCGCCCACAUCACACUCUUUUGUGUUUACAUCGACUUUGACGGAAAGCAACUCGGUCCAGUAUCGAAGUCAUUCGUCAUUUCAAAGUUCGACGGCGAGAAGGCGAUUACGUCACUCGAAGUGUAUCCCAUCCGAUUCGCAGACAGCCCUACUUCAAACUACCAGAGCCGCGAUGACUCCGCAAAGGAGGAUUCCAAGGCUACUUUCCAGCAAGAGCUCAUCGACCGUGGCAAGAUGUUUAUUGACGUGGCCAGCGUGAAGCACAUGCAUUACAAUGGAUUCACCCUGGAGGCACGAGACGAAGUUGACAGCCAAGUCAUGGUUGAUUUUGCGGAGGCUUUUGCUGCAACACAGUCAAGCGGGUGGCAGCCCGAGAUUGAAUCUCUUAUUGGAAAAGAUUUGGGAGGAUCAAGCUCAUCUGAGGAGGAGAGCUGCUCGGCUGCCUGUUGUGCGGGCGAAUACAUAUACAAUGACAACUAUGUCGAUAAGACGAGGAACGAGAACUAUAUCGCGAGUUUGAUGCCUGGCCCUGAUGAGCCUAACGACGAGCCAUCGGUAGCCAUCUAUCCCCGAUCAUUAAAGGAGAUUACGGCCUCCAAGAAUUCUCUAACGAAUGAUGACUUGGUUAUCAUGUCCUAUCGAGUUUUUGGCUUUGUCUUGCGAAGCCGCAAAUGGGCAAAACUCGAUCUCAAGUAUCUGAGUCCUGUUAGUGAGGGCUCUAAAGAACAGACGGCUUUUGACCAACUGGUGCUUCCCAAGCAGCAUAAAGACAUAGUCUACUGUUUAGUCGACCAGCACUUUCGAAAUAAGGAGGCCCGAGUUAGUGACAAUGAAGAGGUCGACAUUAUUCGAGGAAAAGGAAAGGGUCUCAUUCUUCUUCUACACGGCUCCCCUGGAGUGGGUAAGACGACCACCGCUGAGGGUGUUGCUGAGCGCUUCAACAAGCCUUUGUUCCAAAUUACAUGUGGUGAUCUUGGUGCUACUGCUAGUGAAGUAGAAGCUGCCCUAGAGAGAAACUUUAGUCUUGCCAACAGAUGGGGAUGCAUUCUUCUCCUAGACGAAGCAGACGUUUUCCUUGCCCAACGCUCGCCCAAGAACUUUGUUCGAAAUGGACUUGUCGCAGUUUUCCUUCGAGUCUUGGAAUACUACGCCGGCAUCCUCUUCCUCACAACGAAUCGAAUCGGCGACUUCGACGAAGCCUUUACAUCCCGAAUCCACAUCAGCCUCUACUACCCACCCCUCGACAAAACAUCCACCCGCGAAAUCUUCCGCCUCAACUUACGCAUCAUCAAAAAACGAUUCGAAGACAAAGGCCGCAUCAUCAACAUCAACGAAAGAGACAUCCUCAAAUACGCCACCGCCUACUGGAAGAAGCACGAAAACAUGCGUUGGAACGGCCGCCAAAUCCGAAACGCUUGCCAAACUGCCCUGGCAAUGGCAGAAUUCGAUGCCCAGACUGCUUCGGGAGGUGGUGAUGCUCAUGCUACUCAGGUGGAACUGACUCAUCAUCAUGUUCAGAUUGUUUCGGACGCGUAUCUCGAGUUUAUGCGCUAUCUUAAGAGUAUAUAUGGGUUCAGUGCGGAUGAAGUCGCCAAGAAUAUGAGGCUUCGUGCGAAACAUCCCAAGGCAGCUAAGAAGGAUGAAGACGAUGAUGAUGAUACGACUGACACGAGUGAUGAUGAGGCUAUUUAUGGUCCUACUAAAGGAACUCAGCCAGCUAUACCUCCUUCAGCAAUUAGCGGUAUGGUUCCACCGAUGACUGGGAUGCCUCCCAUGAUGGCCGGUGCCAUCCCGAAUACAGGCCACAUGCCCGUCUCAACUGGACUCGCGACACCUUCUUCAACCUCAGAAUCAGCGGCGCCUCAGAUGAUGCCGGCUCAGGGCUCAUAUGUGAUGGCCAAUGGUCCACAAGGCAUGUAUUGGAUGCCUCAACAAUUUGCACAGGGCCAGAAUCAUCCCCAGCAACCUUUCAUGAUGGGUAACCAACAGGCAAUGUUCAAUCCAGGACAACAGAUGUCUGGUCAGAAUUGGCCUAAUGGGAAUGGAAAUGGGGCGUGGCCCAUGAUGCAGAACAUGAUGCCUUCUCAAGCUGUGGGGAGAAGUAACGAAGGAGCCUCUCCAGUAGCACAAUCGUAG